Messenger RNA from Parathielavia appendiculata, 23748 nucleotides. RefSeq names its product non-ribosomal peptide synthetase. The transcript has 10 exons. NCBI's taxonomy places the organism in Eukaryota, Fungi, Ascomycota, Sordariomycetes, Sordariales, Chaetomiaceae. The record is from RefSeq and is a predicted model, not a curated record. Bases 328 to 23748 code for a protein of 7806 amino acids. Gene Ontology annotation, molecular function: catalytic activity; phosphopantetheine binding.
GGCCCAGCGUUGCUUCCGUACCGUGGUCCCCAGUCCCUGCAGUCCUCCUGCAAGACGCAAAUUACUUUCGAUUUCUUUGCAGACUUCUGCUCAGUUUUUCUUGAGGCUCCGUGUCUUACCGCUCGUUGGGUUCUCAGUCACACGGCUCGUCCCAAACUACCGGAGAACACACGUGUUGACUGCACGCUCAGCAAGGCAGCAACCCCUUACUCUUCCUUCCACUUACCUCUUCACCUCCUAUCUCGACUUGGAUUCCUGCCUGUGCUACCACUAGUCCGGUGAAACCAUCUUUGCGCUCCAGUCACCAGACAUCAUCACCUGGUCACGAUGGAUUCCACCACCAAAGCCACCAACUGGGACACGUACCUGAAGGGCCUGACGCCCUGCCGGUUUCCACGCUUCAGCCGCGUCAACCAAACCGCGGGCUCAUCACACAAACUCUCAGCGACCCGCAUCAACGUCGAACAGGCGGACAAACUGCUGGCCUUGGACGCCUAUGAGCUGGGUGCUGUUCUCCGGGCCGCCUGGGCUGUGCUGCUGCGCUGCUACACGGGUCAGGAUGAUGUGAGCUUCAGCUUCCAGCACGGCGGUGACGGUGACGGUGGUAACAUUGCCGGUGGACCCGUCGUUGCGCGGUUUCUUCUCGACGAUGGAGCCUCCGUCGCUGGGAUCGUCGGCCGAGCCAAGGCGGAAGUGCCUGGCGAUCUCCCUCUUGUCUCCACUGAGCGACUCCGCCCUGGCGGUGGUUCCGAUCGAUCGUUUUUUGAUACCGCUGUCGUCUUGUGGAAUUUCAAGACAGAGCGAUCAGCGUCAUGCCCUGCUUUCGAUCCGGAACAAUACAAGCUCCGCCUCGUCGCAAAGCGAAGCGAGGGCAACUUGAGCCUGGUCUCAGAAUGGAGCAGCGAGCUGCUCGGCAUGCCUGAGGCGCAAGGUAUGCUGGUGGCCAGCACUCUGGACAAGAUCCUAUCGGGCGUCCUGUCGAGUGCGCCUGACACGCCACUGGGGUCGCUGGAUGUUCUGAGUCAGACAAAUCUGGACCGGAUUUGCGCUUGGAAUGCGUCUUAUCAGGUUGACCCCGUGGAGAGAUGCAUCCACGAUGUGAUUGCCGACCAGGUCCUCGCGCAGCCUGACGCCGAGGCUGUCUGCUCCUGGGACGGCUCACUCAGCUAUCGUAAGCUGUAUGAUUUGAGCGGCCGUCUGGCGAUCAUACUCGGCACCCUGAUUGAACACCGAGCCUUCUGCUCCAGCGCCAGGGCACACGCCCCCAUGCUGCGGAUUGAUGGCACCUGCAGAGUGUUGCAGUUCGCAGCCCACACAUUCGACGCAAGCCUGGUCGAAAUCCUGACCCCGCUGAUGACGGGUGCUUGCGUCUGCAUUCCGAGCGAGCACGAGAGGCUCAACGACUUAGCCGGGGCCAUGAACCGCAUGGGCGUCGACCACGCCGUGCUCACCCCUUCUUUCGUCAACUUCCUGACCCCCUCCACCGUGCCCAGGCUGCGCAGGUUGGUGCUGGCUGGCGAGGCCAUGUCACGCUCGCACGUCGCCACUUGGUCGCACAUCGAGCUUGUCAACGGCUAUGGCCCCGCUGAGAGCUCUGUCGCGGCCGUUGUCAACUCGAGCGUUUGUCCGGAGACCGAAGCUACCGAUAUCGGUUUGCCGUGCGGUGUUCGGGUCUGGCUCGUCGACCCUGCUGACCAUAAUCGCUUGGUGCCUGUCGGCUGUGUGGGCGAGAUGCUGCUUGAGGGACCGAGUUUGGCCAGGGGUUAUUUAAAUGACCCUGUCAAGACCGAGGACAGCUUCAUCUCUGGCCCUGCAUGGGCAAAGGAUAGCUCUGAUGAAGAACAGCCUGCCCGGCGUUUCUACAAGACGGGCGAUCUCGCGCGGUACAAUUCUCCCUCUGGCUCCCUGAGCUACGUGGGAAGAAAGGAUACGCAGAUCAAGCUCCACGGCCAAAGAAUUGAGCUCGGCGAGGUUGAAGCCCAUCUUGCGAUUGACCAGAGCGUGAGGCACGCCCUAGUUCUUCUUCCAAAGAAGGGCCUCUUGGCGAACCGACUAAUCACGGUGCUCUCGCUGUCGGAUCCUUCCGUCGCUGCCGAUGGUCAGCAGUCAAGGGAAGGGCCAUUACAGCUGACUGGGAACCCGUCGACCACGGAGCCGAUCUUGCAGCGCAUCCGAGCGCGAAUGGGCGAGCGACUUCCUGCAUACAUGGUGCCGUCGACAUGGUUAUGUGUCGACGAUAUUCCCAUGCUGGCCUCUCGGAAGAUGGAUCGAAAGACGGUGGCGACAUGGGUUGAAACCAUGCUCACCGAGGAGGAGUACCAGCAGGUGAUCAGGGAGCAACAGGCCGCCUCCACGAUACCUGAAGACGGCAAUAACAGCAACGCGCUCCUAACGGAGGUUGAGAACAAGCUCUGUGAGAUCUGGAGCCUAGUUUUGAACUUCCCCGCGGACCAGAUCAACCCAGACGGCCGCAGCUUUCUUAGUCUGGGCGGUGAUUCCAUCUCGGCCAUGGCUUGCGCCAGCCAUGCAAAGAAGGCGAGGCUGGGGUUCUCGGUGCAGGACGUCCUCAAGGCCAAAUCCUUGAGGCAGCUGGCGGCCAUCGCCAGGCCUAUGGAACAGCCCAGCAAAGCACACGGCGAAGCCGAAGACGAAGAACAAGAGGGUGGUUUGAGUGCACCCUUUGACCUCACUCCUAUCCAACAGUUCCACUUCCAGAUCCGUGGUGAGGCGGAGGGUGACGAGCACUUCAACCAAAGCUUCUGCCUGCGUCUUGCUCGGCGCGUGCAAAGAACCGCCAUCGAGAAGGCCAUUCGAGCCGUAGUGAGGCGCCACGCUAUGCUCAGGGCUCGUUUCACCCCAGGGGAAAACGGACAGUGGCAGCAGUCCAUCACCUCUGAUGCCGACUCAUCCUUCCGCUUCCGGGCGCAUACCGUAUCCUCCCGUGUUGAGAUGGACGCCGGGAUAUCCAGCGCACAGGCUUGCCUAAAUGUCCGCCGAGGCCCACUGUUUGCGGCAGAGCUGUUUGACCUGCAAGACAGGAGCGAGCAGGUCUUGUUCAUGACUGCCCAUCACCUUGUCAUCGACCUCGUCAGUUGGCGCGUUAUUCUCGAAGAGAUCGAAGAGAUCCUCGAGAAUCCCUCAGCACAAGAGAAAAGCCUCACAGUCCAUCGAUCACUGCCAUUCAGGAAGUGGGCUGCUGCCCAGGUUGACGACUGCGCGGAAAAGGAUCUGAACCAAGUGCUCCCAUCGGCGGAUCAAGUACCCACGGCUCAGUUCGUCUAUUGGGGAAUGGACGAUCAACCCAACCUGUACGGCGACGUCGCAUGCCAGGGCUUUGAGCUUGACGCUUCCACCUCGGCUGCCCUUCUCACCGACUGCCACAACCCUUUCCGCACCGAAACGGUCGACCUACUCCUUGCGGCGGUCAUCUGGUCGUUCCAAAGGACUUUCACAGACCGGAAUGCCCCAGCCAUAUUCAACGAAGGGCACGGCCGGGAACCGCCUAAAGAAGAAAUCGACAUUGCCCGCACCGUCGGCUGGUUCACAAUCCUCUUCCCAGUGGCCCUAUCCUCCCCAACCACCUUUGCCGACGCCCUCAUCCAGACCAAGGACCUCCGCCGGCGCGUCCCAUACAAUGGUCGUCCGUAUUUUGCAGCUCGCUUCCACACCCCCGAAGGCCGCGAACGCUGGUCCACGCAGCACAAACACAUGGAAGUCUCCUUCAACUUCCUCGGACGCUAUCAGCAACUCGAGCGCGCCGGUGCCUUGUUCCAGCCGGCAGAGGGCGCUCUCAUGGCCGGCGAGGCGCAUCCAGGCAGCCCAACGGCUGACUUUGGGAGUAAAGCGCCGCGGUUCUCCCUCUUUGAGAUCUCGGCUGUCAUCGUCCAAGGAACUCUGCGCUUCGGCUUUGCAUGGAACAGCGGGAUGCGCCACCAGGAUCGCAUCCGCGAGUGGGUUGCUAACUGCCGUGACGUCCUAGCUGAGGCGGCCGUGACAUUGCCCGCCAUGGGGCGCAAAAUCACGGCUAGUGACUUGGCGCUGGUUCCCGACCUUACGUCUAUGGACCUCACCGCGUUUGAGCGGGAUAAACUUCCUGGUCUGACCGGGGGACGCGGCUGGGACGCGGUUGAGGACGUCUAUCCUUUGUCGCCUAUGCAACAGGGCCUGUUGCUCAGCCGGACCAAGGACCGCAACUUUUAUGCCGUCCGCCGGGGAUUUCGGGUCAAAUCCAGUGGCAAGAGCGGCAAGGGAGUAGAUGCUUGUCGGGUGGUUCAAGCUUGGAAAGAAGUCGUGAGGCACCACGCUCUGCUCCGCACCGUUUUCGUGGACGCCAUAAGCCGAACGCGGGCGGGAGGCUAUGACCAGGUCGUUCUGAAAGAUGUAGAGCCUCCGAUGCUGGUUUGCGAGUGUCCCAGCGAAACCGAUAUGAGGAGGCUGGUCGAGGGAUUGGAGCCCAUGGAUUACCGAGAUGAGAUGCCGCAGCAUCACUUCUCCGUCUUCUACAACAAUGACUACGUUGUCUGCGUACUGGAGAUGAGCCACGCCAUCAUGGACGGAGCUUCAAUGGACAUCCUUCUCCGAGACCUCGGACGAGCCUACGACGGAACGCUUGAACACCUGCCGAAGCCCCUGUUUAGCCCCUUUGUGGCCAGCCUGCAGCAGCGCAGCGUUGAGAGAGACGUGGCUUUUUGGUCGAACCAUCUCGCUGGUCUCGAGCCCUGUCACUUCCCUGCCCUCAACGACGGAAUCAGCGUUCCCGAGUCCGAAAGGGAGCUGUGUACGCUCCGGCUCGACUUCCCGGGGCUGGUAGUAUUGCAGAAGUUCUGCAGUGCAACUGGUUUCACCUUGCCCAACGCCUUUCACGCAGCGUGGGCCGCGACACUGGCGUGCUACACCGCCACAGACGAUGCGUGUUUUGGAUACCUCGUUUCAGGGCGCGAUGCUGCGGUUGAGGGGUCCGAGGAUGCUGUAGGUCCUUUCGUGAACAUGGCCACCCAAAGGGUGAGACUUAUUGCCGGUGAUGGAGGUGACAAACCCACCCUGCUGCAACUCCUUGAGGCCGUGCAGAAGGACCAACUUGACUGCAUGCCAUAUUCUCAGACAUCGCUGGCCGAGGUACAACACGCGCUCGGGCUACGGGGCGGCAUGGCGCUGUUCAAUACGUGCGUUUCCUACCGCCGUCUCCAGCAACAGACGGAACAGGUGUCAGGAUCAGUUGUGUGCGAAGACCUGGGAACCAUCCAUGACCCGACUGAGUACCCCGUCUCGCUGAACAUUGAAGUGGACGACGAGGGAAACGCCGCUAUUGACCUCGAUUACUGGACAGACGCGGUGGCCCCUGGCCAGGCAAAGCACGUCGGGGCAACCUUUGUGCAGGCUCUGCUGAACAUCGCAGAGCGCGCGGAAACGCCCAUCUCUCUGCUGGAUAACGUCCACAGUUCGGGUAAGGAACUUAUUUGGGCCUGGAACGCCAACAUGCCGGCGACCACCGUCGAGUGCGUGCACCACAUGGUGGAGAAGCAGGUCGCCAUCCGGCCGCAAGCCCAGGCCAUCCGGGGAUGGGAUGGUGACUUCACGUAUGAGGAGAUGAACGCCCUCGCGAACCGUCUAGCCCGGCACCUUCAUACCCUUGGCGUUGGACCUGAAAUCCUGGUACCCGUUUGUUUCGACAAAUCAGCCUGGACAACUAUCUCCAUGCUGGCCGUUUUGAAGGCAGGCGGCGGCGUUGUUCCCCUCGAUGCCACGCACCCUGCUGCUGCCCUUGAGGGCAAGGUGGCUGAUGCAGGCGCCCAUGUCGUGGUCACAUCGGAGGCCCGGGCAACCCUCUUCAGGACCAUGGUGCGACAUGUGGUAGCGGUCGGCCCCGCGCUUCUGGCUCAACUCCCCGAGGGUGGCAACGGAGACGACAUUCAGUCGGGUGUGACCCCGGAAAACCCAGCAUUCAUCAUGUUUACGUCUGGGAGCACCGGAAAGCCGAAGGGAGUCAUUCUCUGCCAUCAGGCACUCGUGUCAAGCGCGCUCGCGCACGGCUCCGCGCUGGGUCUCGGCCCGCACACACGCUUCCUCCAGUUCGCGGCCCACACUUUCGACAACAGCAUCGAGGAGAUGUUUACCAACCUCAUCCACGGCGGCUGCGUGUGCGUCCCGUCAGACGCAGACCGUCUCGGCGAUUUACCUGGCGCCAUCGACAGACUGGACGCCAACUUCAUGGACCUGACCCCGACAGUGGCAGCACUCCUGCGGCCAGAGCAGGUGCCCAGAAUCAGGGGCAUGGCUGUCGGCGGCGAGGCCCUGACGCGGGAGGUGCUGGACGUGUGGGGAGGGGUCAUCCCUGUGCACAAUCAGUACGGCCCGAGCGAAUGCUCCAUCAAUUCGACCCACAAGCUGCAUGUCAACAAGCAGGGCGACGUGGGCAACAUCGGGACCAGUGUCGGCAGCGUGUCCUGGGUGGUUGACCCGCACGACCACAACAGGCUAGUUCCGGUCGGAUGCGUGGGCGAGUUGCUCAUCGAAGGUCCCAUCCUGGCAAGGGGCUACCUCAACAAGCCCGCUGAGACAGCCAAGGCGUUCAUCAAGAUGCCAAAGUGGGCAGCUGAUGAUCCACGCCAUGGCGAGAAGGGUGACCGAAGGAUGUACAAAACGGGCGACCUUGUCCGGUACAACUCGGACGGCUCGCUCAUCUAUCUCGGCCGCAAGGACACCCAGGUCAAGCUCCAUGGACAAAGAAUUGAACUCGGCGAGUUGGAGCACCACGUCAAGACCAUCUUGCCGGCCACGGCCCAGUCCUCGGUCGAGCUGGUGAGCGUUGGACGCACCAAGGCGUUGGCCGUGUUCUUCUGUCUCUGUCUUUCAUCGAAAAGAGAUGAUAUCCGGAUCCUCCCCAUGGACGCCGAUUCCCGAUCCCUCGCGCAGACCGUUGCGGGGACCAUGGCCGCCAAAGUUGCCUCUUACAUGGUUCCGAGCUUGUUCUUCCCAGUGUCCAAAAUGCCCCUCACCUCAUCAGGCAAGCUGGAUCGUCGACGUCUGCGCACCAUGGCACAGGACCUGUCCGAAAUUGUGGUUGAGUAUCGCCUGAAUAGUCAAGCUGCGGGCGGCCGCCCACCCGAGACACGCAUGGAGACGCAGCUGCAAGAGUUGUGGGCGACUGUGCUUAACGUGGAACCCGAAUCGAUCUCGGCCGAUGACAGCUUCUUCAUGCACGGUGGAGACUCGGUUGGCGCCAUGCGCUUGGCUUCGAUGGCGCGCCAAAAAGGCGUUGUCCUUACCGUGGCCAGCAUAUUCCAAUCGCCCAAGCUUUCUGACAUGGCAGCAGCGGCAACAGGAAGCGGCCAGGCAGGGCACAACUUCGCCAGUGCGGUUGUCGAAGAGAAACCGCUGCUUGGACCUACGGAGCCGUUCUCAUUGCUCAAUGGCACCGACGCAAUGGACCUGAGAGCCCUCCAGGCGCAUGUGGCGUCGAUUUGCCGCAUCGAUGCCGGCGCUAUCGAGGAUGUUUAUCCCACGAACCCCUUGCAAGCAGGUCUGGUUGCAGCGUCCCAGAGGCAUCCUGGCGCCUAUGUCGCAGUCAACGUUUAUGAGUUACCCGGCGGCACCGACAUUGCGCGGUUCAAGAAGGCAUGGCAGGACGUCGUGGAUUCCGAAGCUAUUUUGCGGACGCGUGUCGUGCUUGUCGAGAACAUCGGGUUCUUGCAGGUUGUUGUCCGCGACAAGAUUGACUGGUCCACGGCAACAAGCGCAGAGGAACUUUCCAAGCCGGGCCAUCGUCAACUGCCUCCGCACGACGGUGGCAUACUGACCCGAUACACCAUCAUCGGUGAGCACAGCAGCCGACCGACGUUUGCCUGGACGGCACACCAUGCUGUGUAUGACGGAUGGAGUUUGCCAACGUUGCUGAGCCGGGUUGAGGCCCGGUACCGGAAAGCAGAGUCGUCCAUAAGCCCGGUUCCGCAGUACUCGCGGUUCGUCGAGUAUUUGUCCGCCCUUGAUAGUUCCUCGUCAGACGCGUUUUGGGUGAAAAAGCUCUCUGGUAACGGCAUCACGCACUACCCACAGCUACCCACCCCAGAUUACCGGGUGCAGGCCACAAGCCAGGUAUGCCGGUCAGUGCGCUUAACGAAGCCGAAGGGCUCUGGCCUAACCGUGGCAUCCUUCCUCCGGACCGCCUGGGCUCUCGUUGUGUCGAUUUAUUCGUCCUCAGAUGACAUCGUCUUUGGCGAGAUUCUCAACGGGCGUGACAUUCCCCUUGCAGGUAUCGAUAACCUGGUCGGCCCCACGCUGGCUUCCAUCCCGCGACGCAUCCGCAUCGACCGCGCCAUGACGGUGCAACAACUGCUAUCCGACAUUCAAGCGCAGCUCAACGAUGUGAUGCCCCACCAGUUUGCGGGUCUGCAGCGCAUAAGGACUCUCAGCCAGGAGGCUGCCACGGCGUGCGAGUUUAGGAACCUGCUCGCUGUCGACCUGGUGGAUGAGACGGCCGAGAGUAACAGCCUGUGGGGUAAGCUGACGGGCGGCGGGACGGCCCAGGGCCCGGAUUUCUUCAGCUACCCGCUCAACGUGACUUGCACGCUGGGCCGCAGCAAGAACAACGGUACUGAAGAGAUUCAAAUGCGCGUCAUCUUUGACUCGGGGGUGGUGCCGCAGUGGCAGGUUGUUCGAAUGCUUUGCCAGUUCGAGAGGCUUCUGUCGCAAAUUUCAGCCCCAGAGAGCCAGCGCGAGAAAAUGUCCGAUCUCGAUUUGCUCAGCCUGGAGGACAAAGCCAUGUUGAGGAAGUGGAACGAGGUGCCUGGUCCACUGGUUGAGCGGCGAGUGCACGACAUGAUUUGCGAGCAGAUGUCGCAGCAAGGUAGUGGCGAGACUGCCGUGGUUGGCUGGGACGGGACCUUGUCUACCGGUCAACUGGAUGCGCUCUCGACAGCGUUGGCAGGUGAGUUGUUGUCGAAGGGCGUCGGCGCUGACAAUGCUCGCAGGUUCGUUCCAUUUUGCUUUGAGAAGUCAAUCUUUGCUGUCGUCGCCAUGCUCGCGGUUUUGAAGGCCGGCGCAGCUUUCGUACCCCUGGAUCCGGCGCAUCCUGUCAGUCGGCUGCGAGAGAUUGUCGGCGAUUGCGAGGCAGAGGUGGUGCUGUGCUCGCCGAAGUACGAGAGCCUCUGUUCCCAGGUGGCGGAGACAGUCAUUCCGGUCAAUACGUCGAUGAUUGAGAGCCUCAGGAAUGUGACGUCCGCGAAGUCGAUGAUGCAAGGGACAACUGGAAAACCAAAAGGGACAAUAAUCUCACAUACCGCCUUUUGUUCGGGCGCCGCUGCUCAUGGCCCGGCCAUGCUGAUGAAGCCGCCGUUCCGCUUCCUGCAAUUCGCGUCCUACACUUUCGAUGCCUCACUGGUUGAGAUCCUGACAACCCUCAUCCUGGGCGGAACGGUGUGUGUGCCCAGAGAAGAGGACCGCACCAAUGGCAACAUCGCCGCUGCCAUGGAGGACCUUCACGUCACCAUGGCGCUGCUCACACCCUCCUUCGCCCGCAUUCUCGAGCCUGCCAGCGUACCACACCUCAAGACGCUCAUCCUCGGCGGUGAGGCCAUGGCACAAAGCCAUCUUGCUACGUGGGCCGACAGGGUGAAUCUCGUCAACGCCUAUGGCCCGAGUGAGUGCGCUGUCGUGGCAACCGUGAACUCACAGAUGCGCCGCUCGUCCAACCCGGCAAACCUGGGCAGAGGAUUGGGCCGCUGCUGGAUCGUCGACCCCAACAAUCACCACCGUCUUGCCCCUCUUGGAUCUGUCGGCGAGCUCCUUAUUGAGGGUCCGACAUUAUCGACAGGCUAUUUGAAGAACGAGGCCAAGACCCGCGAAGUUUUCAUCGAGAACCCUCGUUGGGCAUUGGGUCCAAGCCUGCGCUAUACAGAUAUGCCGGCCCUGGCUCCGCGGCGCAUGUACAAGACAGGCGAUCUGGUGCGCGUUUGCGACGACGUUUCCGGAGAGAUGGUCUACGUGGGCCGGAAGGACAAUUCACAGGCCAAGCUGAACGGUCAGCGACUGGAGAUCGAUGAGAUUGUUGUCCAUCUUGCUGCCGAUGACCGCGUCCGACAUGCCGUUGUUGUUCUGCCCCAGAGCGGACUCUGUGCCAAGCGCCUGGUUGCGGCUUUUUCACUCCGGACAGUCUCCGAACAACAGCGCAGCGAUCAUACGGCCAACAAAUUUGAACUGGUUACAUCCAUUGAGGCUUCUUCUGCCAUGGAAAAGGUCCAGGAGCGCCUGCGAGAGAAACUGCCGCCGUACAUGGUUCCUUCAACUUGGGUCGUGCUCCGAAACAUUCCUCUGCUGCCAUCUGGGAAGCUUGACCGCAACAGCGUAGCCCGAUUUCUCGAGAACAUGAGCGAAGAGACCUUAGACCGAAUCAGUGGCGCGGCUAGCCAGGCUCAGGGCGACGGAAGCUCUCCCUCUCUCCAGACCCUCCCCAUCGACGCGAAGCUGAAGACCGUCUGGAGUGAGGUCCUAAACAUCGGUCCCGAGAGGAUUGGCCGGAAUGUCUCCUUCCUGCAUCUUGGGGGUGACAGCAUCACUGCCAUGCAGGUUAUGGCAAAGUGCCGAACCCAGGGAAUUCGCGUCACCGUUCCCGACAUCAUCAGCAGCAAAUCCGUCCAUGAUCUCGCGCUCAAAGCCGUCGUUCCCAAGGAGCAGCGACAAAACCCAAGGGCAGCAGCCGUCGAUGAGGAGGAUCAUCAUGAGUUUGACCCAGCGCCCAUACAGCAGCUGUAUUUUCAGCUCAUGCAUGUCGAAAAUGGCCACGGGCCUUUGGCUGCUGCGCACAUGCAGUUCAACCAGAGCGUGCUGCUCCGCCUAGCCAAGAAAGCAACCUCACAUGACCUAGAGCGAGCUCUACAGGCCUUGGUUGAGACCCAUUCAAUGCUCCGAGCAAGGUUCCGACGCGACGGCACGGGCAACUGGCGGCAACGCAUCACCUCCGAUGUCAGAGGAUCUUAUCGCUUCAAAACUCACGUCAUUGGCAAUCCAGGCCGCAUGGAGAAGCGCAUCCAGAGCUCACAGAAGGCUCUCAACAUCCAAAAGGGGCCCCUGAUUGCCACUGACUGGUUCAGCAUUGGGAAGGAGAGCCAGGAGGUCUUAAUCUUUAUCGCCGCCCAUCACCUGGUCGUGGACGUCGUGUCAUGGGGUAUUCUCCUCCAGGAUCUCGAGGACUUCUUGGCUACCGGGAGCUUGAAGGCUCACGCCUCUCUGUCCUUCCAGGCCUGGACCCGGAAGCAGUCCGAGCGGGCUCAACUGGAGAAUAAUGGAGCCAAUCUACUUCCGCAUCAUGAGGCUUCUGACGCAGAUCUGGAGUACUGGGGUAUGGCUGACGUGCCGAACCUUCAUGGAGAUGUGGUUGCUGCCGAUGAUAUCGAGCUUGACGAGGAUACCACGGCUCUGCUUCUGGGCCCCGAGUGCCACGCUGCUCUUCGGACGGAGGUCCUUGACGUCCUGUUGGCCGCUCUGCUCCUCUCAUACCGCAAUGCAAUGGGGGGACGUCGCGGAAUUCCGACCAUCUACAACGAAGGCCAUGGGCGCGAGCCCUGGGAUAACACGAUUGACUUAUCACGGACGGUGGGAUGGUUUACCACGCUGUGCCCUGUCUCUCUCCCAGAUGAGUCGUCUUCUGAUGACGACCUUCUGAGCGCCAUCCGUUGGGUCAAGGAUUACCGGGGACGGCUGGCUGGCAAAGGCCGACCCUACUUCGCCUACCGCCUCCUCACUUCCCAAGGCCGCGAUGAGUACGGCCAUCGCUGGCCAGUCGAAGUCGCUUUCAAUUACCUUGGGCAGAUGCAGCAGCUCAGUCGGUCUGAUACUUUCCUCCGGCCAUUCGACAACGGUGUUGGACAAGGCGUAAACAGCUCAUCCGACAUUGGCAAAGACGUUCCCCGCUUCGCUCUCAUAGAGGUGUCCGCUUUAGUCAUGAGCGGCAAGAUGAAGCUGUCUUUCGCUUAUAACAGACGCAUGAAGCACCGGGAUUCGUUUGCGAAAUGGGCCAAGGAGUGUCGGGCGUUGCUUCUGGAAGCUCCACGGCGGCUGACGCAGCACAGGCUGGAGGAGACACUCAACGUGUUCCCACUUUUACCUUUGGCCUACUAUGGCUUGGAGAACCUCAAUCAGAGGCUCCGGGAUGCUGGUAUCCAGCUUCAAGACGUGGAGGAUGUUUACCCUUGUUCGCCCAUGCAAAGGGGUCUGUUGCUGAGCCAGAUGCGCGAUCCUGAGAAGUACGGCUACAAGCUCAUUUUCGAAGUGCAGCCCUCGGGAGGAGGCCGUAUUGGUGCUGAUCAACUUUGCAACGCCUGGCAAACCGUGGUCCGUCGCCACUCGACCUUGAGAAGCAUUUUCGUCGAUACAGUAGGCGACGAGGGUUUGAUGGACCAGGUGGUACUCCGCUCCUCGUCCGGUCGAAUCCAGGUUCUUAACAGCGACGAUGACCAUGACGCAGUUGGGAAGCUGGAGGCCCUUGACUGCAUCGACUUCAAUGAGAGAAAGCCGCCGCAUCGCCUCUCCGUCUGCGCUACCCAGACGGGUCACAUCUUCUGUCGACUGGAGAUCAGCCACGCGAUUUCCGACGGCUCCUCGAUGCCAAUCCUCCUUGAGGACCUCGCUGCCGCCUAUGGCAAGGGCAAGAUCACGAAACCUGUGCCGCUGUAUCGCGACUACGUUGCCUACAUACAGUCGCAGCCACGCAUCGAGAGCAUUCGUUAUUGGAAACACUACUUGGCAGGAGCAGAGCCCUGCAUGUUCCCAACGCUCACAGAUGGUGAGGCAGAAGGGGAGCGAUCGCUCGGUGCUCAUGCCAUUACCCUUAGCAAUUUGGACAAGAUCAACAACUUCUGUGGCAGCUCAAGCAUUACCCUAUCCACGCUCCUACAAUUCGUGUGGGCACUCGUGGUCCGAUCGUACACGGGCGCGGACGAGGUGCUCUUCGGUUAUCUGGCAUCGGGGAGGGACGUCCCCGUCGCAAACAUAGAGCUCGCGGUUGGUGCCUUCAUCAACAUGCUGGUCUGCCGCCUCCACCUCCCCGUCGGCACGGAGAUUGGCGAAGCACUCGACACAAUGCGGGCUGACAUCAUCGAUGCUAUGUCUCACCAAUCCUGCUCACUCGCGGAGAUUACGCAUGAGCUUCAACUCCCCGGCGCAAACCUGUUCAAUACAGCAUUUACGUACCAGAAACGCACUGAAAUUGGCGAUGGAAGAGGAGAUCAGCUCAGUCAAUCCGCCCUGCGGUACCGCGUUGUGAACGCCGACGACCCGAGCGAGUAUGCUGUCGCCGUCAAUGUCGAGGCCACUAACAAAGCAGUUGAAGUCCACUUCAGCUACUGGCGAAACGCAGUCUCAGAAGCACAGAUCAAGAACAUCGCGGCAGCGUUUGAGCAGGCCCUGGACGGCCUUGUUGCCGACGGACGGGAUGACCGCACGGUUGGGGAACUGGAUAUGGUGAGCAGAACGAUGGUCGAGCAGAUCCGCUUCUGGAACGACUACGAACUGCCCCGUGCUGAGCAGUGCGUACACGACAUCAUCGACCAGCACGCUCUGCGCCGUCCAGUGUCGACGCCUGCUGUGUGCGGGUGGGAUGCAUCAUUUACCUAUCGCGAGCUGGACAUGGCUGCCACGGCCCUAGCGCGCCAUCUGGUUGCUCAUGGCGUGGAACCAGAGGUAUUCAUUCCACUCUGCUUCGAAAAGUCGGCUUGGACCGUCGUUGCGCAGCUUGCUGUUCUGAAAGCCGGCGGAGCCUUUGUCAGCCUGGAUCCUGCUCAUCCCGAUAGCCGUCUCGAACAACUUAUUCAGGACGUGGGUGCCAAAUUAGUUCUCUGUUCGUCAAGGCACAAGACCAAGAUGGACAGGAUUGCCCCCACAGCUCUGGUGGUCGAUGCUGAAUCCAUCUCGACCCUCAACAGGGCGGCAGCCUCGGAUAAGACGCCAUUCACCUCCGCCGCCAAGCCCUCUAGCCCGGCAUACAUCAUCUACACGUCGGGGACCACAGGAAAACCAAAGGGCACUGUCAUUGAACACGCCGCGUUCUGUACCGGCGGCCUCGCCCACGCCAAGGCCAUGUUCAUGCACUCCAACUCACGCGUCUUGCAAUUCGCUUCAUACACAUUCGAUGCGAGUGUCAUGGAGACGUUGUCGUGUCUCCUCGUUGGCGGGUGUGUUUGUGUCCCGUCCGAUGAGGACAGGAUGAACGACCUUGCUGCUGUGAUUCGCAAUCUGGGCGUAACGUGGACACUCCUGACUCCGUCCGUGGCAAGUACCCUCAAGCCGGAGAGCGUCCCCUGCCUCAGAACCCUCGUCACCGGUGGCGAGGCUAUGGCAGCUGGCCACAUCGCCCGCUGGGGCACUCGGUGCGCCCUGGUCAAUGCAUACGGACCAACAGAGUGCUCAGUUGUGGCAACCACAAGCACCAAGGUCGACGAGUCUCAUCAGGUGAUCAACACCGACCGCUCCAAUAUUGGCACUGCUGUCGGAGGCCGCGUCUGGGUCGUCGAUCCCAGUACCCCUGAUCGGCUGGUACCCAUAGGCGCCGUGGGCGAGCUUGUGGUCGAGGGUCGUCUGGUCGCCCGUGGCUAUCUUAACAAUAAGCAGCAAACCCAGAAGGCCUUUAUCCGAUCCCCAGAGUGGACGAGACAUCCUGGCUUCCCAGAGUCCAUGUGGCGCCACCAGGACAGCAUGUACCGGACAGGCGACCUAGUCCGUUACAACUCGGACGGAUCUAUCUCCUACAUUGCGCGCAAGGACACCCAGGUGAAGCUGAACGGCAGACGAAUUGAGUUGGGUGAGGUUGAGUGGCACUGUCGGAGCGGCCUGCCAGAUGACGCACAAUCUGCGGUGGAGGUGGUGAUGCCGCCCACCACCCGCACUGCGGCUAAGUCCCUUGCUGUGUUCUUCACCUUGUCGAGCAAUGCAGCCUCCACAGCAAGCUUCUCUCUACUACCCAUGAACGAGCCACUGCGUAAAGCAGCUCUGGCAAUGGAAGCCCACGUAACAGCGCAGUUACCAUCCUAUAUGGUCCCGCAGCUCUUCGUCCCCGUCUCUGUGAUGCCGUGGACAAGCGCAGGCAAGCUCGAUCGAAGACUGCUCCGACAAUCUCUCGAAGAGGCGAGCCGGGAGACCGUGGCCGGCUACAGGCUCUCCGCUGCUGCUGCUGCUGCUGUCAGGCAGCGGGGACCGGCCAGCGAGACUGAAAAGAAGCUGCAAGGAUUGUGGGAGUCCGUCCUCGGCCUUCCCGCUGGCUCUGUCGGCGUCGCUGACAACUUCUUCCGUCUUGGCGGCGACUCGCUGACAGCCAUGCGGCUUAUUGGUUCCGCACGUGCCCAUAAAAUUGUUUUGACGGUGCUGGAUGUGUUUGAGAAACCGGUCCUGGCCGACAUGGCGCAGGCAUCUGGCGGCUCAGAGGCCACGGUCCCCGCAUUGCCCGAAUUAAAACCCUUCGAGUUGGUGCACCGUCCUCAACCGGAGCUUGACGCCCUUAUCCAAGAGCUUUCCAGCCUUUGCGUGCUCUCUCAAGCACAAAUCCGAGAUGUUUACCCCGCGAGCCCACUUCAGGAGGGCCUUGUCACCCUUGCUAACAAGCAGGAGGGUGCGUAUGUGGCUGUCAACACCUUGAAGCUGUCGGAAGAUGUAGAAUUGGUUCAGUUCAAAGCAGCUUGGCAGGCAGUGGUCGAUGAGACCGACAUCUUGCGAACUCGCAUUGUCCACAGUGCGGCUUGCGGAUUUUUCCAGGUCGUGGCAGCGCCAGAGCCGAUCGAGUGGCAUGAUGAGCCAUCACUUGAGGAAGCAGUCGCCAAGGGAAAGGCGCUCGGAAAACAGAAUGGGACUCGGCUGACCAGGUUUGCCAUUGUCGAGGCUCCUGAAGGGCGUCUCUUUGUCUGGGCCCUCCACCACGCACUCUACGACGGAUGGAGUCUGGGCCUCUUGGCGAGGCAGGUCCAGGAUAUCUACUACCAAGGCUCAAUUAAGGGUUUGACUCCUCGUCCCUCAUACGCCACCUUCAUCCGCUACCUGGCGCUCAGGGACGUGGCAGCCUCGGAAAAGUUCUGGAAGGACUCUCUCAGCGACGCCGCGUCGACGAUCCAUUUCCCACAACUGCCACAUACCAAUGGGAACCAGACCGAAACCCCAAGCUUCCGGGCCGAAACCCGGAUGAUCAAGUUCAACCGCAGCGACAUUCGCAUCAACAUCACCGUCCCGACGCUGAUCCGAGCGGCGUGGGCCAUUAUUCUCGCUGCUUACACGGGCAUGGAUGACAUCGUGUUUGGAGAAACCCUGGCUGGCCGCAACAUUGACGUGCCCGGUGUCACGGAAAUGGCGGGGCCGACCUUUACCACCGUCCCAAACAAGGUUCGAGUCAGCCGUGACAUGGCCGUCGCCGAGCUUCUGCAGGACCUCCAUGCUCUGGCCAGCCGAGUCGUGCCCCAUCAACACCUGGGACUCCAGCAUAUCAAGAGGCUUAGCCCAGAUUGCGCGGCGGCCUGUGACUUUCAGAAUCUACUCGUCAUCCAGAGCCCCGCAUCCGCCUCUCUCCAACAAGCAAAGCUACAAGCUGGCCAAGGGCCUGACUGGGAAUUCAAAGGGGAGUCUUCGACCGGGAGCUUCUUCACCCACCCGCUUGUGCUGGAAUGCACCGCCACUGACACGGCUAUUGAGGCCACCUUCCACCACGACGAGAAGGUGCUCUCAGCGUGGCACACAAAACGCCUUGCCUAUCAAUUUGAAGCCGUUCUGAAGCGGUUGGUCGAGAUGUCGGACAGCAAGGGGGCCAAGCUGGCGGAUAUCCAUGCCAUCAGCCCAGAGGAUCGAGCACUCAUCGCAAGGUGGAACCGAAAACAUGUUGUUGAGGAAGUUGAUUCGUGCAUUCACGAUCUCUUCCUGGAACAGGCAUCCGCCCAUCCUGAUCGGGUAGGCGUCAGUGGCUGGGACGCCGAGUUGACCUACGGCGAAAUUCGCGAAUAUUCCUCACGCCUGGCGCUCCACCUCAAGCAACUCGGAGUCCGGCAGGGAACCCUGGUCCCGGUGUGUCUGGAACGCUCAGGCUGGUCCAUCGUCAUCCUCAUGGGCAUUAUGAUGGCCGGCGCAGCCUGGGUUCCGCUUGAUCCCGCUCACCCUGUGUCCCGGCAAAAGGAAGUCCUGGAGUCUGUCAAGCCUUCUCUCAUUGUCUGCAGCCCCGAACACGCGUCACGGUUCUUCGGCAUCGUCGACACACAGCUCUCAGUUGACGGUGCCAUGCUUCGCGAUCUUCCUUCUCCUCCACAUGGCCGAGCUGUUGCUCCCGUCUCUCCCAGCAACACGGCAUACGUUUUGUUUACCUCUGGGAGCACCGGCCGGCCGAAGGGUGUCGUUGUAGCGCACCGCGACUUUUGCAGCAGCUCGCGCGGAUAUUCGCGCAUUGUUCACCUAAACCCAUCCUCGCGGGUCUAUCAUUUUGCCUCGCUAACCUUCGACGCCGCCCUUAUGGAAGUCAUGACGCCCCUCACGAUAGGGGCUUGUGUGUGCGUCCCGUCAGCCCAUGACCGUCUCCAUGACCUGGCAAUGUCCAUCGUCCGGCUGCGAGCGACAUGGAUUUUCCUUACGCCCUCGGUCGCCAACCUGCUGGAUCCGGACGUGGUGUGCCAGUCCCUCAAGACCCUCGUUUGCGGUGGCGAGGCCAUGCUUGCCGAGCUAGUUGCCCGUUGGGCCGACCGCCUUGCGCUCAUGAACGGUUAUGGGCCGACAGAGACGUGUGUCUUCGCCGUUGUCAACCCGCAUCUCUCGACGCAGAAGGACCCCAGUGUUAUUGGGCAUCCCACUGGUGCGUCACACUUGUGGGUUGUGGACCCCAGAGAGGGCUGCAAUGAUCGGCUCGCCCCUGUUGGGGCUGUUGGGGAGCUCGCCAUCAGCGGUCCUCUCAUCUCUCGCGGGUACCUGAACGACCUAGAAAAGACAGCACGGUCAUUUGUCGAAAGCCCUGCCUGGGCGAGGAGGGAGCUCCUUGCAGGUGCCACCCCUCCGACACGUAUCUAUCGCACCGGCGAUCUGGUGCGAUACCGGUCGGAUGGAGCUAUCGAGUUUGUCGGUCGCAGGGAUGGCCAAGUCAAGGUCAACGGCCAGAGAAUCGAGCUCGGCGAUAUUGAGAGCCACCUGUCCGGUGACCCACGUGUGCGCUCCGGCACCGUGGUACAGCCCAAGAAGGGGCCGUGCAAGAAACAAUUGGUUGGCAUCAUCACCUUGGCGAGUUUCGCAAAUCGCCUCGGCGCUUCACAGGAAAAACCGUCUGCGAUCACCACCUCGCCUGGGGACUGCCAGCCACUCUACGCAGACCAGAUGGUGAAAGCCCGGUCUCAGAUCGCCAAGAUUCGGGCUCGCCUGACCGACAUGCUCCCGCACUACAUGGUUCCCGCAGCGUGGGUUGUUCUGGAAACCAUGCCCGUCGUUGUGUCUGGCAAAUUGGACCGGCCGAGGGUAACCAGAUGGGUUGAGGACCUCGAUGACGCCAUGUAUCAGCAGAUUGCAAGCAGUCUGGGCAUCAUCUCAGGGGAAACCCCUGAAGAAGAGGCCGACGUCACUGGGCCCUUCAAGACGCUGAGGGAUAUUUGGGCCAAAGAACUGAACUUGCCCGUGGAUCGCAUCAAGCUCAACCAGCCCUUCCUUGGCUUGGGAGGAGACAGCAUCAGAGCAAUGGGCGUCGUCUCACGAGCCCGGACGGCCAAGAUCAAGUUGUCCAUCCAAGAUGUCCUCCGAUCCAAGUCCAUCGUCCAUCUUGCUCAGCUCGCCAAAGUGCUUCCUUCCAUAGCAACUCGGCCAAAGGAAGAGGAAACUGAUCAGCCUUUUGCACUGUCUCCGAUACAGACCAUGUACAUGAGGUCGGCCGUUAAGCAUGUUGGUGACGCCCGUUUCAACCAGAGCGUCACCUUGGGCAUUUCCCGGCGGGUUACCAUGGAUACCAUCAAGAAGGCGGUCAGCUCCGUUGUGCAGCGUCAUGCCAUGCUCCGUGCUCGGUUCACCAAGACCCCGGACGGAAGUUGGAUGCAGCGAGUUACAAAGAUGGGGCCUUCAGCAUACCAGUGCCUUGAACACGUUCUGGCCUCCCGCGACGAGAUUACUCGUAUUGUUGCCACGGCGCAAGCCGGCCUCUCCAUUGAGCGUGGCCCUGUGUUCAGAGUCGACCUCUUCGAAGUGGCUGGCGAAGACGAGACCAUCGUCUCUAUGGUGGCUCACCACCUCUGCAUCGACAUGGUUUCCUGGCGCAUCAUCAUCCAGGACCUCAGCCAAUCGUUGGAGACCAACUCCUUGUCGGCAGACGCGCCUUUGUCUUUCCGGUCCUGGUGUGCUCAGCAGUCCGCUCAUAGCAAGGCAGUUGAUACCAAGAGUCUCCUCCCGUUCAAGUUGACCGCUCAUGACCUAGGCUAUUGGGGUACACAGGGACCACUCACGUACGGCAGGACCAAAACGGAGACAUUCAGCCUGAGCGAGGAGACGACAAAACUCGCAAUUGGAGACUGCCACAAGACUUUCAGAUCAGAGCCAGUGGACCUCUUCCUGGCAGCCAUUGCCCAUGCCUUCGCGAGAACCUUCCCCGACAGGGAUGUGCCAACGCUGCACAUUGAAAAUCACGGGCGCGAGACUCCUGAGGGUUCCAACGUAGACUUGUCUCAGACAGUCGGUUGGUUCACCACGGUUUGUCCCCUGGUUGUCCCUGCCGGUGCCACCGAUAACGAUGCCCUGGAUACCCUCCGAAGAACCAAGGACAUCAGACGCAGCAUCCCCGAACAUGGCAGGCCGUAUUUUGCUCACAAGAUCCUCGGACAAACGCUCGAUGAAGAAUGGGUCCCGCUGGAAGUCCUGUUCAACUAUUUGGGUGGCGGCGUGGGAGUGCAACAGCAAGAGCAUGCGGACUCCCUGAUCAGUGAGGUUGACCUGGACGGCAUCGACUCUCCCGACAACGCCGACGUGGGCCCCAAAACAAGGAGGCUCGCUUUGUUCGAGAUCUCGGCCAUUGUCGUCAGCAACAAGCUGAAGUUCAGUUUCGUGUACGACAGCGGCCUCAACCGAGCAGGUGACGUCCGAAAAUGGAUAGCCGCCUGCAAGAAUACGCUCGAGAAAAUGGCCGCGACCCUGGUGCAACUCCCUGCUGAGCCAACGCUAAGUGACUAUCCGCUGAUGCCAAUCACCUACGGCGGCCUCCGCACGCUGACCGAGGUUGCACUCCCUCGUGCCGGCAUUGACCGAGCGUCCUCCUUCUCCCAAAUCGAAGAUAUCUACCCUUGUACACCGGUACAGGAGGGUAUGCUCAUCAGUCAACUGCGCAACCCGGAGGCCUACGUCUUCCACGCUGUAUACCACGUCAACCACGCCGCCCCCGGACAACCCCUGGAUGCCGAGAGAAUCGCCACGGCGUGGCAGAAAGUGGUGAACCGCCAUGCCGCCCUCAGGACCGUCUUCAUCGAAAGUGUUCGCCGUGGUGGUGUCUUCGACCAAGUUGUCCUCAAGAAGGCGCACAGCGGGGCCGUCCUGCUCAGAGCCAGUGACAAAAAAGCAAUGGACAAACUCGGUGAAGUCACUCUCCGAGAUGCCAAACAGCCACAGCUCCCUCAUCGACUCGCCAUAUGCACCACUCACAGCGGGGGGGUGCUCUUGAAGCUCGAGGUUAACCACGCCGCAAUGGACGGCGGCUCGCUCGCCGUCAUCCUCGAAGAACUGGCCUCCGGAUAUAUGGGUACACUGGAGAAUGCUCCCGGGCCCUUAUACAGCGACUACGUCCGAUACAUCCGCAGCAUGCCGGAUGGCGAGGGCGCCAAGUACUGGAUGCGCUACCUGAAGGGCCUCCAGCCGUGCUACUUCCCGAAUCUGAACAGCAGCAGCACCACCCUCGCGUCACACACGAGAGCCCUGCGCUCUAUCGCUCUGCACUUCACUCGCUACGCCGAGCUCCGGCGGCUUUCUGAGCAAACGCAGAUCACUCUUGCAAGUAUGAUGCACGCCUGCUGGGCCUUCGUCCUCCGGCAGUACACAGGGAGUAAUGACGUCUGCUUCGGGUACCUGACGGCAGGACGGGAUGCCCCGGUUGAGAACAUCAGCCGUACAGUCGGAACACUGAUCAACAUGCUUUGCUGCCGUAUCCAAAUUUCUGGCUCACAGAGGCUUGAGGAUGUCUUCCGAGCAGCCCAAGACCACCAUCUGGAGAGCACCCAGUUCCAGCACUGCGCGCUCUCAAAGGUUCAACAUGACCUUGGUUUGGCAGGCAAGCCUUUGUACAAUACUUCCAUGUCGAUACAGAACCAUUCUGAGAUUGGGGAGGAUGGGUUGAAGGACACCAUUUCCUUCGAGAUGGAACGGGGUCACGAUCCCAGCGAGUAUGCCAUCACCGUCAACGUCGAGACAUCCAAGGGCAACGAGGGUGUUCUCUUCCGAUACUGGUCCGACCAUAUUAGCGAUGACCAAGCCCAAAAAGUUGCCCGCUCCAUGGCCCAGGUACUGGACGCAUUCAUCAGUCAGCCGGCACAGUCCGUUGAGGAACUCGACCAGAAGCUUGCUGGCAAGCUCGCAACUACCUCCAAUUCUGCCGAGGACCUGGCGAAGCUGCAUGACUCAGCAGCCCCUGCAACCCCACGAAGCAUGGAUUCGUCUUCCAGAACUUCUUCUGACAAUUCCCUGGUAACGCCCAUAAACGAGCCGGUCGGACAGAGCCCGUACGACAAGACGCUCCUCUCACUGUGGAGCGCUCUGCUCGAUCUACCUGAGGAUUCCAUCACAGGAGAGGCCAGCUUUUUUGAUCUCGGAGGUGACAGCAUCACAGCAAUGAAGCUCGCCGGCGAGGCCAGGGACUGCGGCCUGCCACUCACUGUCGCCGAUGUCUUCAGAAACCCGUCUCUCGACGGUAUGACAGCAAUCGUUCGCCAGGCUGCGGGCAUGCAUGCAGUGGACAGCAAGCUUCGCAAGCACCGGGCAGAAACCAUGGCUACCCAGACCACCAAGGGCGACCUUUACGAACGGUUUUCGCUCUUGGCGGCGUCCAACGUUGAUGCAUUCCUCCAAACGAGCAUUGUGCCACAAGUGUGCGUUUUUAGAGGCGGAAUCUCGGACGUGCUUCCGGCAACCGACUUUCAAUCCCUGGCCGUGGCGGGCGCCCUCCUCGAAUCCCGUUGGAUGCUCAACUACUUCUAUCUGGACGGCGACGGGCCGCUCAACCUCGGGCAGCUGAAGCGAGCUUGCUUCCGAGUCGUUCAAGCUUUAGACAUCUUACGCACCGUGUUCUUUACGGUUGUCAAGCACCGGUCCAGCAACCGCCAUAGGCUUUUCCUACGCAUCUCACACGCCCAGUACGACGGCGUGUGCUUCCCGAAUAUCCUGAGUGCCCUCCAGGCCGCAUACAAGGGCGAGACGGUGCCGCGCCCACCCUCCUUCGCCAACUACCUUCGUGCUGCGGCAGGGUCCCUGACAUCCGAACAUUACCAGCAUUGGAAGCAGCUUCUCGCAGGGUCAUCCAUGACGAAGCUUGUCCGGUGCAAGGGACCAAAUUAUCAUCGCAACACGGCAGGUUCAACGACAACCUGCCUGAAGAAGACAGUGCACAUGCCACCAGUCGAGUCUGGCCACAUCACCACAGCCACCGUCGUCAAGGCCGCGUGGGCGUAUGUCUUGGCAACAGUGUCUGCUAGUGCCGAUGUCGUCUUUGGCCACACGAUCAGCGGGCGCAAUGCUGCUAUCGAAGGCAUUGGUAAUAUGAUAGGGCCCUGCCUCAACAUGGUUCCGGUCCGUGUGCGGUUCGACAGCGGUCCUGGCUGGACGGUCAAACAUCUCCUCCGCCAGGUCCAGGACCAGCAAGUCGCCAACAUGUCUCAUGAAAUCCUGGGAUUCCGCGAGAUCAUCCACCACUGCACUUCUUGGCCGCGCUGGACCUACUUUACAUCAACGGUUCAGCACCAAAACAUCGACCAGGGCGGCCAGAUUUGCCUCGGUGGAGUUGAGUACAACGUUGGGUGUGCUGCAACUGCACAAGAAGACUUUGCGGACCUGUCAGUCUUCUCGCAGCCUCUCGAUGACGACAACUACGAAAUCAUCCUUAGUUUCGCUGAAGGCGGACCUAUCCCCCGUGACUUUGCGGAGCGCGCUCUUGACAUGCUCAGUGAAGCAGCGCAUCUCUUCGCCACCAACCCAGACACGUCUCUGCCCUCGGCGGAUGAGCUUUCCAGCAAGCCGCGGUUGGUGCCGUUUGAGGAAGUGCCACCGGCGCCAGAAGACAACGAUGACACGAUUGUCCAAGCCGCUGUCCGUCUCCAACAACUCAGCUACGCGCAGCUGACCGACAUCUCCUCGUUAGUCAGUAAGUCCUGGCGCGAGGUUUUGGGUGUCUCGAACCAGGACCAGCAACAAACGUCUGAACCGCGGACGGAGACGACUGCGCUUGACUUGGAUACCUCCUUCUUCGACCUGGGCGGCGAUAUCAUCGGCUUGUCCCAGCUCGCCUGGCUGCUCAAUCAGAGCGGCUUCUCUGCGCCUCGUCUUGAGGGUCUGAUCAAGAAUCCGACUGUGCGCGGACACAUGGCUCUUUUGGCGGAGGGCUUGCCUGUCGCUCCCGAUUCUGGUUCUGCUGCUAAGGAGGCAGCUCAGGCGGUGGAAAAGGCGUCCACUUUCCCCGCGGUACAAAGGUUGACGAGGGUGGAUUCGGGACUGAAGUUAGCUAAGGCGUUGGGGUUAGUCAGGAAGAAGUUGACUGUUGCUGGGAAGAAGAAGGGUGCGAGCGUGGUUGCUGUUGCGUGA